AUGGCUGGUGUAGGUCCUAUUGUUAGGUGGAGGAAAGUUUCGGCGGCCACUGGGAAUGUCCCCAGAUCAAGACACGGACACAAAGCUGUGGCUAUCAAGGACUUGAUCGUUGUUUUCGGUGGUGGGAAUGAGGGAAUAGUGGACGAACUUCACGUUUUCAAUACGACAACCUGCCAAUGGUUUCUUCCCGCUGUACAUGGAGAUAUUCCUCCAGGAUGUGCAGCUUUCGGAAUGCUGGCAGAAAACACUCGUGUGCUCAUGUUUGGUGGCAUGCUUGAGUAUGGCAAAUAUUCAGGCGACUUAUACGAACUACAAGCCUCUCGUUGGGAAUGGAAACGUCUAAAGCCUAAGCCUGCUAGAAAUGGCCCCUGUCCAUGUCCAAGGAUCGGUCAUAGUUUUACUCUUGUUGGUCAGCGAGCAUUUUUAUUUGGUGGGAUAACAAAUGACAGCGAUGACCCUAAAAACAAUAUACCAAGAUACUUAAACGAUCUGUACACUCUGGAAUUAAAACCCAAUUCAAGUACUAUGUGUUGGGAUAUUCCAAACACAUAUGGUCAGCCACCUACACCUAGAGAAUCUCACAGUGCAGUAGCUUAUCAGGUCCUUGAUGGAAUGAUAAAGAAAUGGCGUCUUUUGGUAUAUGGUGGCAUGUCCGGUAACCGACUUGGGGAUCUUUGGCAAUUAGAAAUUGAUACCAUGACAUGGAUCAAACCUAUCGUUAGUGGAGAUCUACCGGCCCCACGCAGUCUUCACAGUGCAACUGUAAUCGGAAACCGCAUGUUUGUCUUCGGUGGAUGGGUUCCUUUGGUCAUGGAAGAAAUUAAAAUGACAGCUCAAGAAAAAGAAUGGAAGUGUACGAAUACUUUGGCUAGUCUCAAUCUUGACACAAUGGUUUGGGAACCAUUGACAAUGGAAGUCGCUGACGAAUGUCUUCUACCUCGAGCCCGUGCUGGACAUUGUGCUGUAGCUGUUCACAGUCGUUUGUACAUUUGGUCUGGUCGUGAUGGAUAUAGAAAAGCAUGGAAUAAUCAGGUUUGCUUCAAAGAUUUAUGGUUUUUGGAAACUGACCGUCCUGCUGCUCCAACAAGAGUUCAGUUAGUUCGUGCUGGCACACAAAGCCUCGAAGUAACAUGGGGUUCUGUACCUACUGCAGAUGCUUAUAUUUUACAAAUUCAAAAGUAUGAUGUUUCUCCUUCCACACAUUCCCUGACAUCUUCACCAGUAGAUACAAGUGGAAUUGUUAAAGCUCCAUUAACUGCAUCUGCGGGUUCUCUGAACUUUUCAAGAGCUGGUGCUAUUUCACAGGCCCUCAUUACCACACCAGCUCCUGCUAAUUCUGUUCCGAUACCAACCCCUAUCAGAUUACCUACUACUACUGCCGCUGUUGGUUCAAUAAUACCAAACUCAUGCGUCACUAUGGCUGGACAGAGAGGACCUACUGUAGUUACACCGACAGGUUUAAAGAUCACACCUGUGCCAGGCAGUGCUGUUACAGGACGGACGGCAACUAUCGCAACUGUAGCACAACAUUCCAGUGCAGUUAAUCCAUGUGGUCCGACGAUCAUUCGAAGUUCAUGUCCUCCGAUCGCUCCGAAGCAACACCUUAUUACUGUUAGUGGCAAGCAGGUGGUUUCUGCAGUUUCUGUCGCGAAUAACUCCGGUGUAGCUAAUUCGAAUCCAAAUCAAGUAGUACACAUUGUAAACAAGUCAACAGGUUUAAUCAAACCUAUUAAACUAGUUUCGACCACAACUUCAUCUUCAACUGCUUCCAAAACUAUCACUGUACAGCAAGCAUCAGUUGGAACUGGCGUUUCAGUUCCUAAAGUAAUCAAAGCUAUUCCUGCAACGAUGCUUCAGAUGUCUGCGUCUGGUAAGCCUAUUUUAAUUGCUGGUGGUGGUGUAUGCCGUCCGGGCCAGACAACCGUUCAAGUUUCAGGUUCUGUACACAGACCAGCUGGACAGCAAAUAGUUAUCAUGAGUCCAACAAUAUCCUCAUCAACUGCCGUGCCUGCAUCAUCAAAUUUGUACUUAUCUUCUGGAGGUGCUACCAGCCAAAUAAUACGACAGGGAAAUCAAACACAGGUAACCUUAGUCCGACGGGAUCAAUAUGAUUCAACACAUGGUAAUGCGAAUGAUCCAAGUAAUACUACGUCAUCGAUUCUCCAAACUAUUCCACAAUUGGAUGGUGCUGUUGAUGAUGACGAUGAUGAUGUUGAUGAGGACGGUGGUAGUGCUAAAACCGAUGCUUCAUCAGCUAUCCUUUUGGAGUCUAAUUUAGGCAAAGAAAAGUUACAUAUGAAAGGAAAUGUGGAUAUUCUACAAACUGGCAGUCAACAUUCGCCAGCAUAUACAACAGAUGCAAAUUCUGAUUUACAUACGUCAUUAGCCGUGGAAGCUGCUGCUGAACUACUUGCAGACAUUGGUGAUGACAAUACAUCAGCGUAUUCAGACCAAAAUUCAGCGAGCGUUUCGAAAGAAACUGAUCAGGCAGUCAGAAAUUUGAUUGAUAUCAAGCCUAAUGUAUUAUCCGAAAAUGUCUCUUCUAAUACUGAUCAUGGAAAAGAUUUCAGAGGAAAUUCAGGAUCUUAUGAAGAUCCAGUACAUGCUAAAGAUGGGAAGGAAGGAAAUGGUAGUUCUCUUACUGAUCCUUUGGAAACAUUAGCGUUAGUUGCUGCUCGCCGAAGUGGAAGUGGUGAUGAUCACGAAAAUGAUUCAGUCAUCUCACAUUCUACAGUUUAUUCCAAUUCUGAUUCACAUGUUAUUUGUAAUUCAAAUUCUGGUCGAUUAGUUGCUGUUUCUCUCCCUUAUUCUCGCCUGUCACCAUUAUCUUCCACUUUAGGAGGGGGACAAGUUUCUCGUUCUGUGACAGGUUUGGUCGCGAAUUCCCAUUCAAUCGUAACAACAUCUACCAAUUGUUCUUUAAUAAGUUCUUCGACUACUGUAACACCUGGUACAUUGAUUAGUCGAGGCGACAAUUCUUGGCAUGACGUUGGUGUUAUUAAGUCGACAAAUUAUACUGUAACAAUGUAUUCAGCCUGUACAAAUGAUGCUGGUGUACAUAUGGAAGCUAUCACCGCAUUACAGGGUCCCAAUGGGAUUGGACCGAAUGGACUAACUACACAGGGUCCUAAAUUCCAACUCGCUCCUGGAACAGCCUACAAAUUCCGUGUUGCAGGCCUCAAUGCUUGUGGUCGAGGUCCUUGGUCGGAGAUAAGCGCAUUCAAAACCUGUUUACCAGGUUACCCAGGGGCUCCCAGUGCUAUAAAAAUAACUAAAUCGGACAGUGGUGCACAUUUAACGUGGGAAGCGCCUCAGAACACGGCGGGAAAGAUUACAGAGUAUUCUGUCUAUUUAGCUGUCAAGUCUCAGACUGCAGGACAAGAUUCUACAGAGAGCAAGGUCGGUUCUACACCAUCUGGUAUGGCAUUCGUUCGUGUAUAUUGUGGUCAAUCACCCUCAGCAACUGUUACUUCUGCAACAUUGGCUACUGCUCAUUUAGAUCUUAGUUCAAAACCUGCUGUGAUCUUUCGGAUUGCUGCUCGCAAUGAAAAAGGAUAUGGACCGGCGACACAAGUUCGUUGGCUUCAAGAUGUAUCUAAUACACCUUCCUCUGUUGUUGGAAUAAGUCCUCAACCCAUCAAUUUCCAAGCAACAAAUGCCUCACAGCCGGUUACCAAGCGUGCUCUGAGUUUAGGAACAUCACAAGAAGGAGCUUUUACUACACCAGUCAAGCGAUUAAAAUCAGAUGAUCAAUUAUAG
This is a messenger RNA of Schistosoma intercalatum, 3759 nucleotides long. NCBI's taxonomy places the organism in Eukaryota, Metazoa, Platyhelminthes, Trematoda, Strigeidida, Schistosomatidae. The record is from the annotation of a GenBank genome assembly.